This is a messenger RNA of Eurypyga helias (sunbittern), 612 nucleotides long. RefSeq names its product craniofacial development protein 1 (gene CFDP1). The annotation marks the transcript as partial. NCBI's taxonomy places the organism in Eukaryota, Metazoa, Chordata, Aves, Eurypygiformes, Eurypygidae. The transcript has 4 exons. The record is from RefSeq and is a predicted model, not a curated record.
GAAGAGGAAGAAAGGAGGUCUGUUGCUAGAGCCAGAUGAGAAAGAGGAAGAAAAAACUCAGCCGAAUGAAGAGGAGGAGGAAGAGGAAGUGGAUAAUGUAGAACAGGUGGAAAGAAACAGAGAAGAAGAAGAAAAAAAGAAAGAGGAUGCUCUUUGGGCCAGCUUUCUUAGCGAUGUGGGACAGAAACCCAAAGCAGUGGCUGCCACGCAAAUGACGCAAGCAAAGAAGGCUGAAGAAGAGAAGAGUGGGAAGAAGCUUCAGGAGAAACCAAAAGAGAUCGAGAAGCCAAAAGAUUCAGGAAAAGUGACGAUCACCAAAGUGUUUGAUUUCGCUGGUGAGGAGGUCAGAGUGACUAAAGAAGUGGACUCGACUUCAAAAGAAGCUAAAUCUUUUCUGAAGCAGCAGGAGAAAUGGCAGUCGGCAGCUCCAGCUUCCCUCCCCACAGUCUCUGGGGUGAAGAGGCCAAGUGGCAUGAGCAGCCUCCUGGGGAAGAUUGGCUCCAAAAAGCAGAAGAUGAGCACACUGGAGAAAUCUAAACUGGACUGGGAGAACUUCAAGGAGGAGGAGGGGAUUGUGGAGGAGCUGGCGAUCCAUAACCGAGGGAAAGACGG